Trichomonas vaginalis G3 is the source of this 1572-nucleotide messenger RNA. Its product is annotated as protein ubiquitination. The record is from RefSeq and is a predicted model, not a curated record. Gene Ontology annotation, molecular function: protein binding. Lineage: Eukaryota; Parabasalia; Trichomonadida; Trichomonadidae. The coding region runs from base 1 to 1572 and encodes 523 amino acids. The transcript has a single exon.
AUGGUAAGAAUUCAGCUUGAUAAUUCAAUACUCCAGAGGAUUAAUACUUACCAAAUCCAUGAUACUGUUAUAUUGACAGUCAAUAAAAAAGAAAUCGAGUUACAUAAAUCCAUGGCAAUCGCACUUUCCCAAAAAUUUUGUGCAGAAUAUCAAUUAAACAACGAAAUAUCGAAAAUUCAGAUUAACACUGAUAUUGCAUCACAAGAUACAUAUAGAGUAUUAGAAUCUAUACUUCAAUAUAACAUUCAAGAAAUCGAAUGCAAUGAAACUGUUUUAACAGAUCUUGCCCAUGUUGGAAUACAACUGCAGAUCAAGGAAUUAACUGAUUUAUACAAAAAUAAUAUUGCAGAAAGAUUGAAAUUGGAUGAAAAUACUUGCGUAAAAAUGCUUGAAUUCUACGUCGGUAUUGACGACAAGAAAAAGAUACAGGAGUGCAUUGACUUUAUCUCUUCUCAUUUCUACAAAAUUGACGAAUCUCAGCUUAGUGCAAUUGCCAAAAAUUUUGGAUUCGAUAUUUUUGAAAAGAUACUUGGUAAUGAAAAACUCGGCAUAUUAGAUGAAGAUUCUUUAGCUAGAUUCAUCUUUUCUCUUGUUAAAGAAAGUGAAUCUUUCAAUCCAUUGAUCGAAUACAUCAAUUUUGAAUUUUGCAGCGACGAAAUCAUUGAUUUAAUUGAUGAGUUAGACGAUGGCAAUAAUUGUUUCAAUUAUAACAAAGCACUUCGUCAUUCAUUAAAGAGAUCAAAAAAUCCAAACAAUAACAAUAACCAUUUUUCAUGGUGGAAUGAAAUUAUGAAUAAAAUCAGAACAAGUAAUUUCGAAACAAGCUACAGAUUCCUUGAUGAACUCACAGAAAAAGGAAGUCAAACAGUUAUACCAAAGGCAUCAAAAGAAAUUCUUGAUGAAAAGAAAAACAAAUAUGGUCAAACAAUGCUUAAUGAAGCAACUACAAAAGGUAAUCUGAAACUUAUCAAAGCACUCAUUGAAUGUGGUGUUAACAUUGAAACGAAAGAUAGCUAUGGAUAUACCCCACUCAUUAACGCGGCAGAAAAAGGUUUCCUUGAUAUUGUUAAGUAUUAUCUUUCAAUUGGAGCAAAUAUCGAAGCUAGAAAUAACAGCGGAAGCACAGCACUUAUUGCAGCAGUAUAUAAUGAUCAUUUAGAUGUUGUUAAAUAUCUAAUCUUUGCAGGAGCUAAUAUAGAAGCAAGGGAUAAUGAUGGGUACACUUCACUAAUUGUUGCAUCAUUUUGUGACAAAAUUGAUAUCGUUAAAUACCUUAUUUCUGUUGGAGCUAAUAAAGAGGCAAAGAAGAAUAAUGGGCUAACUUCACUUAUUGCUGCAGCUUAUAAUGGAAAUAUUGAAGUUGUGGAAUAUCUUAUCAAAGAAGGCGCUAAUAUUGAAGCAAAAGAUAACGAAGGAUGGACUCCUCUUAUUGCUGCAUCGUUUAAUGAUCAUCUUGAAGUUGCACAAUGCCUUAUCAAAGCUGGAGCUGAUAAAUUAGCAAUGGAUAAUAAUGGUAUCACAGCUCUUUCACAUGCAAAAGUUAAUGUAUUGAAAUAUCUAAAAACUAUCUGA